AUGGCAGCACAGCAUUAUGGAGUACUGGUUCUUGGUGCCGGCAUUUCGGGCAUAAAUGCUGCCUACAGGGUCCAAACGCAGCUUCCCAACAUGGAGUACGGAGUUCUUGAAGCACGUUCAACAGUUGGUGGCACCUGGGACUUUUGGAAAUACCCUGGGCUGCGCACUGAUAGCCGUAUGACUAUAUACGGCUUCCAGUGGAUGCCGUGGCCCAAGUCAACGACGCUGGCCAAUGGCGAGGAAAUCAACUCGUAUAUUCAUCAGGCUGCCAAGAAGACAGGCAUUUAUGCCAAAAUCCAAUUCGGACAUCGAGUUCAAAGCACCGAAUGGUCGACCGCCGAUAAAUGCUGGACCGUGACCGUUGACGCACACGGUGAGACCAAGAUAUUUACGACAUCAUGGUUGAUCAACUGCAUGGGCUAUUACACCUAUGACCAGCCCCUGAAAUCACCAAUUCCUGGUCUGAACGACUUUCAAGGCGACAUUAUCCACCCUCAGUUCUGGAAAGAAGACACCGACUGGGCGGGGAAACACAUCGUCUUGAUCGGUUCAGGAGCGACUGCUAUCACUAUUCUACCGAACUUAGUGGACAAGGCCAAGCGAGUUACCUUGCUACAGAGAAGUCCGUCAUAUGUCUUGCCGAUCCCAUCCUCCCCUAGCCUGGAACGUAGGCUGAGCUGGUGGCUCCCCUUCUGGCUGUCAUCAGCCCUACUUUGGUGGAUUCGAGUGAUUGAGGAAGCCAUGCUGAAAGUGCUGCCUAAGCGUGUUGAUAUCAAGCACUUCACCCCCGGCUACCUCCCGGGCGAGCAGAGAGUUUGCGUUUGUCCAGAUGCUGAUUUCAUUCGCGUCGAGCAUAAGCAUGUGGACAUCAUCACAGAUACCAUCGAAACAGUCACACCAACAGGCAUUCGGACCAUAGGCGGCAAUUUUAUCGAGGCGGAUAUGAUCAUCACAGCUACGGGCCUCAAUAUCAAUCUCUGGGGUGGUGUUGACCCCGUCCUUGAUGGGAAGUCGGUAGUCUUGGGUGAGAGUUUUGUGUGGCGAUCGUGCAUGAUUGAAGGUAUCCCAAAUGCGGGAUUCAUAUCCGGAUACAUCUCCGGCACGUGGACGCCUGGCGCGGAUAUUGGCACUCGUACAUUCAUCCGGGUCAUCAAACAUUGCCAAGAGGUCGGCGCGUCUGAGGCAAUCCCAACUGUUGGCGACGAGGAAGCUCGCGCGAAGCUGCCGCGCGAACGACGAAUGUUGUGCAAUAAAAGCACCUACAUGCAAGCUGCACAACACAGGCUUCCAAUUACUGCGGAUAUUGGACCGUGGUAUAAAGGGACAUCGUGGGUUUCCGAUUUUUGGAGGACAUUCUUUUCCAAUGUUACGGACGGCCUGAUUUAUUCAACACCACGGAAAUAA
Ilyonectria robusta is the source of this 1404-nucleotide messenger RNA. RefSeq lists its product as uncharacterized. The record is from RefSeq and is a predicted model, not a curated record. Gene Ontology annotation, molecular function: NADP binding; N,N-dimethylaniline monooxygenase activity; flavin adenine dinucleotide binding. The transcript has 2 exons. The coding region runs from base 1 to 1404 and encodes 467 amino acids. NCBI's taxonomy places the organism in Eukaryota, Fungi, Ascomycota, Sordariomycetes, Hypocreales, Nectriaceae.